AUGAAAAGUUCCGCAGUUUAUGUCAAUGUUUUAGAGAUGAAAAUUAAAGAUAUAUCUCUAUCAUCUAUACUUUUAGUAAUACUACUGUUAUUUUGUACCAAUAUAUAUGUUGUUGACGCAAUCUAUCAAUCACCAUAUACAUUUUCAUCAAAGAAUGGAUUGACAACAAUAGAUUCAUUUGGUUUCCUUCAAGGUGGUUAUUUUGAUUUCAAUUAUAAAAUCGUUGAUGGUGAUUUCUUUGAGAAUACAACACAAUUGUUGGUUUGUACAGAUCAUCAGUAUAAUGACUUGGAGUCGAGUACUUAUUGUUUGGUGCAACCAACUUGUUAUCAGGUGUUCCAAUUCACCAAUUCUUCAGGUACGAUUAGCUACAAGAUCGACAGAAAGUUUGGCGAUUACUUUACAUUUCUAAUUGGACAGUGCAGUCCAACCAAUCAGCGUAUCACCUACAAGAUUUCAUAUGCAUUCUACAAUCCCGGUGGUAAUCAUCUCUCCUACCAAUACAUUCCUCUUCCAUACAUCUACAUGAUAUUCACUGGUGUCUGGGUGAUAUUAACCAUACUAUGGUGUAUCAAUUGGUAUCUAAAUAGAAAGCAAAAUAUAAAAUUACACAAAGUAAUAUCAUUGUUACCAUUUUCAAAGUUGGCGGUUGUUGCAUACUAUUGUGGAUAUUGGACAUAUUUGCAGACAUAUGGUGCAGUUGGAAUUGUAGUAAUUAUUUUCUUUUGGCUGUUCUACAUUGUAUUCAGAGUGAUUGCUUGUGUAGUAUUACUGACUAUUGCGACUGGCUGGGGUAUAUGCUCCGGUCGAUACGAACAUCUAAAGAAGCCACUGGCACUCAUCAUCAUUCUCCUCGGUGUAACAAUUGCACUUGGUGCAAUACUUCAAGGUUUCUUUAAUUUCUUACAAUUCAUUGUUUAUAUUCCAGUUUUAUGUAUUAUCUUUAUAAAGACAGAUUUUAAUAUCAAUUUGAUUAGAGCCAGUAUAUUGGAGUUGCAUUCAAAUACACAGAUGCAACCAAUUGCCGGUAGUCAACAACAACAGCAACAACAACAACAACAGGAAGCUGAAGUUACACUUAAGCAUGAAGUGCUUGAUCCACCAACUGUUCAACAACCACCAAACAACAAUAGUGACAGCAGUAACGAUAACAGUAGCAACAAUAAUAAUAACAGCAAUGUUGCAACUGGUGCACCAGAAAGUAGUGUAGUUCAAGUUAGAGAUCAAGAUAAUGCAUUAAAGUUAUCACAACUUCAAAGUAAAUUAAUGAUGUUCACGGCAUUCAAAUGGAUAAUGUUGGCAUAUUUAUCAUCCGUUAUUGUAAUUCAGUUUUUAGCAUCUGCAUUCCAACUUGUAUGGAUAUUUGAAUUGCUGAGUCUUUUAAUUGAUGUUGCUUUGUUUGUUUGUAUAGGAUUGACAUUUAGACUAAGAAAAGAAAAGAUGUAUUAUGAAUUUAUGGAUGAAGAGUAA
Messenger RNA from Heterostelium album PN500, 1470 nucleotides. RefSeq lists its product as uncharacterized. Gene Ontology annotation, cellular component: membrane; Golgi apparatus. Lineage: Eukaryota; Evosea; Eumycetozoa; Acytosteliales; Acytosteliaceae. The transcript has 8 exons. The coding region runs from base 1 to 1470 and encodes 489 amino acids. The record is from RefSeq and is a predicted model, not a curated record. Gene Ontology annotation, biological process: transport.